This is a messenger RNA of Phyllostomus discolor (pale spear-nosed bat), 1568 nucleotides long. It is a transcript of the gene SEPTIN12, whose product is annotated as septin 12. Gene Ontology annotation, cellular component: septin ring; septin complex; microtubule cytoskeleton. Lineage: Eukaryota; Metazoa; Chordata; Mammalia; Chiroptera; Phyllostomidae. The transcript is spliced from 9 exons. The coding region runs from base 378 to 1454 and encodes 358 amino acids. Gene Ontology annotation, biological process: cytoskeleton-dependent cytokinesis. Gene Ontology annotation, molecular function: GTPase activity; GTP binding; molecular adaptor activity. The record is from RefSeq and is a predicted model, not a curated record.
CUCUCUGUCCCCCACAGGUCUGGCCCCCGGACUUUGCUGGGGAAGAGUCUGAGAGGAGAGUCUGCCUGGGCCAUAGGUGUGUCAGGAGGGGGAGCUGGGCGAGGGGAGGAGCAGAUCUCUGGGACUGGCGCAUGUUGGGAAUGGAGCUCAGUCUCCCUCCAGAGGCAGCUCCCCAGGACACCUCUCACCACAGCCCUUGGGCCCUGGGGGCUUGGGGGUUAGAAAGAUUAAGGGAAUUAAUGUGGGGGAGUGUCUGGAAGCAGAGCUAAGGAGCCAGGGUUGGAAAGUGAGAACUCGGGUAGUCUCCCUCUGGAGCCCCAGCAAUCUUCUUCUCCCCACCUCACCCAGAUGACAGGCGUUGUUGCGCCCUUUGCCCCAUGGACCCCCUGAGGCGAUCCCCCUCUCCCUGCUCAUCAAGGGCCUCCAGCCCCAGGACCCCGCCCUGUGAGAUGCUUGGUUUCGUGGGCAUUGAGGCCGUGCUGGACCAACUGAAGAUCAAGGCCAUGAAGAUGGGUUUUGAGUUCAACAUCAUGGUGGUGGGGCAGAGUGGGCUGGGCAAGUCCACGAUGGUGAACACACUCUUCAAGUCCAAGAUGUGGAAGUCCACCCCACCAGGCCUGGGGCAGGGGCCCAUGCCCCAGACGCUACAGCUGCACUCGGUGACCCAUGUCAUCGAGGAGAAGGGUCUGAAGCUCAAGCUGACUGUGACCGACACACCUGGCUUCGGGGACCAGAUCAACAACGACAAGUGCUGGGACCCCAUCCUGGGCUACAUCAAUGAACAGUAUGAGCAGUACCUGCAGGAAGAGAUCCUCAUCACCCGCCAGCGUUACAUCCCCGACACCCGGGUGCACUGCUGUAUAUACUUCGUGCCGCCCACUGGGCACUGCCUGCGGCCCCUGGACAUCGAGUUCCUGCAGCGGCUAUGCCGGACUGUGAACGUGGUGCCCGUGAUCGCCCGGGCGGACAGCCUGACCAUUGAGGAGCGAGAGAACUUCAGGCGCAGGAUCCAGCACAACCUGAAGACUCACUGCAUCGAUGUAUACCCACAGAAGUGCUUCGAUGAGGACAUCAGUGACAAGAUCCUCAACAGCAAGAUCCGGGACCGGAUUCCCUUUGCUGUGGUCGGGGCUGACAGAGAGCACUUGGUGAAUGGGAAGUGUGUGUUGGGCCGGAAGACGAAGUGGGGCAUUAUUGAAGUGGAGAACAUGGCGCACUGUGAGUUCGCCCUCCUGAGAGACCUGCUCAUCCGCUCCCACCUCCAAGACCUGAAGGACAUCACCCACAAUGUCCACUAUGAAAACUACCGUGUCUGCAGACUCAACGAAAGCCACAUGCUGCCCCGUGGGCCCGGCUGGGUGAACCUGGCCCCGGCACCCCCCAGUGUCCCAACCACCCCUGGGCCCUCGAAGGCUCGCCAGAAGGUCCACAACAAUUUCACAGAGGAGUGGUGAGCACAGGCACAGCCCAGGCCCCUGGGAUUCCCCAAGAACUCAGCAGCCCCCCCAACACACACCUGUGUACCAGAGCAUGUAUUAAAUAAAGGUGGACAUUGCUUUUUAUGAAAA